Messenger RNA from Tripterygium wilfordii, 1260 nucleotides. RefSeq lists its product as uncharacterized. NCBI's taxonomy places the organism in Eukaryota, Viridiplantae, Streptophyta, Magnoliopsida, Celastrales, Celastraceae. The record is from RefSeq and is a predicted model, not a curated record. The coding region runs from base 265 to 1197 and encodes 310 amino acids. The transcript is spliced from 3 exons.
AAUGCAAGCCCAAAGCUCUUUUUCCCUCCUCAUCUCCUCCUCCAUAGCCUCCCACUCUCCCCCGCACCGUCCCUCCAACGUUUCAAGAGAUAUUGACCGAGAGAGAAGGGUAGUCUAACGACAACAAAACAGAGUAGGAGGAGAUAGGGAGGGACCACGGUAUAGACUCCAUAUAUAAUUGAAAGGCUGCAGUUCUAAGUACCAGAGAUCUGGUGCCCACACAUGUAAGGUGGUGGUAAACGGAGACUCACAUUAUUGGAUCACAUGUCCGCUGUUGACAGUGGACGAGAUUCGCUUGCGGCGGUUGCGCCACCGGGGAAUCAAAUCAACCGAACUCUCCUCGAGAUCAUACGCGACGAGGACCCUUGUGACGGCUCCGAUGGCCUCAGGAAGAACUGGAAAGUCUUUAGGGACAAGCUCCGUCUCAAGCGCGCCGGAGCUACUUGGACAUCCUCUGUUCAUAUUACUGCCUCCGAUAUUCGGAAUAAUAAUAACAAUCAGCAUGUAAGAUCCCCAUUUUCGCGCCGGAAUUCCCUCCGUUUCACUACUAUGCCAUCGGUUCCACCGGAUUCAAAUGAGUUAUCGGAGGAUGUGAAUGUUAAUGCCAUCGGUGACGCUACUCCAGCAAGAAGUUUCAAGCCACAAAUUUCUCGGCACAACUCAACCCGCUUUCCGGCUUCCAACUCUGAUUCAAAUCAGCCUGGAGAAAACGAAUACGAGCCGGCUAAUGAAGGCACUCGGCGGUUGGCAGCGGCAUUGGCGGAGGAGAGGCAGUUGUCAGCAAGGGAAGCUGUUGCGGCGCAGGAGGCGUCGGAGGCAGCGGCCGCCGCAGCUGCGGAAGGAACUGAUUCAGAGGGCGAGGCGGAGGAACAAUCAGGUGCGGGACAGCCGGUGAGGAUGUCCUUGAUGGAUUUGUUGGAGGAGAACGAUAGACAGUUGGGACUUGAAGGGUCCACCCACAUGAUGGUAUACGACGAAGAGGAGUUGGACGAUGAUGAUUAUUAUGAGGAUGUAGAGCAGUUUGGUGGGGGUGGUGUAGAGUAUAAUUGCCGCGUGUGCAUGGUGAGGCAUAAAGGCGCGGCUUUUAUCCCCUGCGGACACACCUUUUGUAGGCUUUGUUCAAGAGAGCUUUGGGUCCGGAGGGGUGACUGCCCUAUCUGCAAUGGUUUCAUCUUAGAAAUUCUUGACAUCUUCUAAAUUGUGCGGAAUUUAUUUCAAUACCUUUUGCAAUAAAAUCGAACUCAGAACAUUCCGAGUCCA